Molecule: messenger RNA, 3750 nt
Organism: Symbiodinium natans
Lineage: Eukaryota; Dinophyceae; Suessiales; Symbiodiniaceae
Source: the annotation of a GenBank genome assembly
AUGGCCUACGCUGGAGGCCAGGCCGGAGGCUACACUGGAGGCUACACUGGUGGCUACACUGGCGGCUACACUGGAGGCCACACAGGCUACGGCGACGGCGACUCGCAGCAAGGGACCAUUGCUCCCAACGGAAACAGUGGAAAGAAAGGAAGGGGAAAGGGCGAUGGCAAGAAAGGCAAGAACGGCAAAGGAGGCGGUGACAGAGAUCGGGCACAGGCAUGGUCUGGGCAAGGCAACGUUGAGGCACUUUCUGGCUUUGACGCCAUGUCGGCUGCAGCGAGCAGCUAUGUCAAGAAGGCUCCCAAACAGGUGAAGGCACCGGCGGAGAUGAACGCGCCCUCGUACGAGGAGCGAAACCCAUACCGUCUCAAGAACAACAUCCGUGCCUGGCACACCGAUGGCUCUACCACCUCGGUGCCCGACCCUUACGGCACCUAUCCGGAGGCGCAGCUCCCACGGCCUCUCCUGGAGAGCUUCCGGCGUGCUGGCUUCCAAGCCCCCACAGCCAUCCAGGCACAGGUCUGGCCCAUCCUGGACAACGGCUGGGAUGUCAUCGGCAUCGCCAAGACCGGCUCGGGCAAGACUCUGGGCUUCUUGGUCCCCGCUUACCGGUGGAUGACCGCCAGCUACACCGCCGGCAUCCGCACCUUGAUUUUGGCACCCACGCGGGAGCUGGCCACGCAGAUCCACGACGAGGCCAGCAAGUUUGCCGGUGCCUCGGGCUUCUCCAGUGCCUGCGUCUACGGCGGCCAGCCCAAGCGCGAGCAAUUGCCGGCCGUCCGGGCGGGCGCCCCGAUCCUGGUGGCCACACCUGGGCGCCUCAACGACUUCCUGGAGUACAAGGACAUCAAUCUUUCCGCCGUGGGCUACCUCGUGUUCGACGAAGCAGACCGGAUGCUGGAUAUGGGGUUCGAGCCGCAGAUCCGCGACAUCAUGAAGAAGGUGCCCAGAAAGAGGCAGACGCUGAUGUUCAGUGCCACCUGGCCUGAGGAGGUGCAAAAUUUGGCGCAUGACUUCCUGAGUUCUCCCAUCCAUGUGCAAGCUGGCAAUACCUCCUCCCUGUCCGCCAACGAAGACAUCAGCCAGCAAGUCUGGAUGCUUAACUCCUCAGACGACAAGGACGCAGCGCUCGUCGAGGCCCUGCAGCUUUACGGGGGACCCCGACAGCGAGUCCUUGUCUUCGUGGCCAUGAAGAAGCAGUGUGACAUGGUGAUGCGGAUGCUCCGCAAGUGCCAGAUCUCGGCCAACACCAUGCACAGCGACAAGGACCAGCAGCAGCGAGAGGAGGCUCUGCAUCAAUUCAAAACCGGCGAGACCUCCGUGCUGAUCGCCACCGACGUCGCAGCCCGUGGGCUGGACAUCAAAGGCGUCACUUUGGUGAUUAAUUAUGACUCUGCCAACAGCACCGAAGAUCACGUCCACAGAAUAGGAAGAACAGGCCGUGCGGGGCAGAAAGGCCAUAGCAUCACCUUCCUCGCCAAGUCAGGCGAGGAUGCUUGGAAGGCCAUUGGGAUCGCGGAGGUGAUGCAGAAGGCGGGCUGCACAGUGCCUCCGGACAUGAAACAGGUCGUGGACCGGAUGCUGUGGAAACGCCAGCAGUCCCAGCAGAAUGAUUCACGCUGGGACAACCUGCCGAAGGUGCUGAUGGUGGCAGAGAAGCCUUCUGUGGCCAAACUGAUCGCAGAGAUCCUGUCAGGGGGCCGCAUGCGCUUCCGCAAAGGCCAGAGCCGGGCCGUGCAAAUCUAUGAGUUCAACAGCUGGUUUCCACCUGCGCACCAGCAGUGUCGAAUCAUACAGACCUCCACCAUCGGCCACGUCUUCGGAUUGGACUUCAAGGACAACCGCCCCAAGGACAUCGCCGACCUUUUCCAUGACCCGUGCAAGAAGACCAUCGAAGAUGGCACUGCCAAGAAUCGGAUCGUGGAGCACUUCCAGGAGCUCGCAGCGGAAGCCGACUACCUGGCACUGUGGCUGGACUGUGACAAGGAGGGAGAGAACAUCUGCUUCGAGGUGAUUUCCUUGUGCGAGAACGUUCCCAAGGACAACAUCUACAGGGCACAGUUCUCCGCCCUGACCGAGCCAGAGCUCCGAGGGGCCUACAACAACCUGGGCCGUCCUGACAAGCUCGCAGCACAAGCUGUGGAUGCUCGGCAGGAGUUGGACCUCAAGAUUGGCUGCAUCUUCACGCGGCUCAUGACCCGCCAGUAUCUCCGCUACGCUGUGGAGAAGUUCCGACUCCGUGACCAGACUUGCUUGAGCUACGGGCCCUGCCAGACGCCCACGCUGUGGUUCUGCGUUGAGAGGCAUAAGGAGAUCCAGAACUUCCAGAGGCAAGAGUUCUAUAAGCCUAAGAUUUCCGUGAACGUGGAUGGCUGGCCAUUGGAGUUUGACUGGCUCGAUGGCCAGACCUUCGAUGCAGGCCGCGUCAAGUCCCUGCAGUCUCGGGCACAGUCGGCGAAGCAGGCUACCGUGAAGGAGCUGAGGACCACCCCCAAGACCUUGAAGAAGCCGGUCGGCCUCAACACCGUGCAGCUGCUGAAAGCUGCCAGCACCGGUCUUGGUAUGUCUCCGGUGCAGUGCAUGAAGGUGGCCGAGCACCUUUACACCUCCGGGUACAUCUCCUAUCCACGUACCGAAACAACCAGGUACUCGGACACUUUCGACCUGCACACCGCCUUGCGGGAGCAAGCAGACCACCCGGCCUGGGGGAAGACGGUGAGCCAUCUGCUGCGGCAGGGGCAAAUCCGGAACCCGAAGACUGGCCGUGAUGUGGGAGACCAUCCCCCGAUCACGCCCAUGAAAGCUGCCCCCAGGGACGAGUUCAGCAAAGGCUCUGAGUGGCGGCUCUAUGACUUCAUCACGAGGCACUUCAUCGCGUCGUUAAUGCCGGACGUGGAGUAUGAGGAGAAGGCCUUGAUCGUGAAUGUCGGCGGGGAGGAGUUCGCCUACACCUACCACGAGAUGCGCGAGAGGGGCUUCCUCUUCGCCAUGCCCUGGAAGAGCAAGGAUUUGAACCUCAACGAGAUCGAUUGGAAGUUGCCUCGGCUGGCGCCAGGGAGUCGGCUCAGCGUCGAAGAGCUUUGGGUCGAGAGCGACUUCACCAAGCCGCCAGACUACCUGAAGGAGAGCGAGCUCGUGGCACUGAUGGACAAGCAUGGCAUCGGCACUGACGCCAGCAUCCCCCAGCACGUGGAAAACAUCUGCAACCGCAACUACGUGAUGGUCUGUGGCCCGGGGGAAGAUGGACAGCGCGGCGAGCGGAUACCCAAGGGAGGCAAGAAAGGCAAGGGCAAGGGCAAAGGCAAAGAGAAGGGUGGCAAGGGUCAAGGGGGUGAGAAGCCCCAGUCCCGACACAUGGUCCCAACGUCACUCGGGCUCAGCUUUUGUGCGGCCUUCGAGGAGUUGGAUGCAGAGCUUUGUCGGCCCCCCAUCCGAGCCUACAUGGAGAAGCAAUGUUCGCAAGUGGCGGAAGGAAUCCUGGACAAGGAAGACGUGGUGAAUGAGAACAUCAAGCUUUUCGAAACGAAGUUCCACAGCUUCAGGGGGCGCCUGAGCCAGCUCGACAAGUUCUUCGUCUCGAAGGACCAGAUUGGCAACAGCAUGGGUUACCGCGGAGGUGGCGAUUGGGGAGGUGGUGGAGGCGGAGGUGGUGGCACUUGGAAUGGAAGCUGGGAUGGUGGGGGCUACGGGGGCAAGAGCAGGGGAGGCGGGGGAGGCGCCAAGGGCCGUGGAAGAGGCGGCUGGCACUGA